Adelges cooleyi (spruce gall adelgid) is the source of this 465-nucleotide messenger RNA. RefSeq lists its product as uncharacterized. Lineage: Eukaryota; Metazoa; Arthropoda; Insecta; Hemiptera; Adelgidae. The coding region runs from base 58 to 465 and encodes 135 amino acids. The transcript is spliced from 10 exons. The record is from RefSeq and is a predicted model, not a curated record.
UUUCUUUUUCAUUCUGUAGUCCGAUUUAUUGACUUGUUAAAAUAAUAUUUCAUAAUAAUGGAUUUAAAAAUGUACAUCAGAAUGACUAUCGUUUCGGUUCUUAUACUAACAAUAUUUACAGCCGUUAAUGGAAGACCCAGCGGUCAAGGUGAAGGCAAUAAGGGCAAAGGUCCUUUAAUAGUUGGAAAAGUUAUGAAAGCCGUCAAACUCGGAGAUGGUGGCAAAAACAUAAUAACCAGCUGUUGGUCACCAAGACGUAGGGCCACCAAUGAUGAAGAUGAACCCACAAACGCCGAUAAUAAAAUCACCAGCGUUGAAGGAGGAAGUAGUGGUUAUAAUGACAAUAGGGGCCAAGGAGUUGCGGGCAUGGCAACUUUCAAUAAUACACAGCACACAUCUACAUAUUUGUUUUUCAGUAACAUUUUUAGAAAAUUUCUUAUUCAAAUUUGGUUACCUGAAAUUUAG